Molecule: messenger RNA, 3334 nt
Organism: Perca fluviatilis (European perch)
Lineage: Eukaryota; Metazoa; Chordata; Actinopteri; Perciformes; Percidae
Gene: lmo4la
Product: LIM domain only 4a
Exons: 5
Coding region: 380-886 (168 amino acids)
Source: RefSeq, a predicted model, not a curated record
AGAACUUACUUCUGUUCUCUGUCCGCGGGAGCACGGCUCUUUUCAGGGACAAAAGACAGCAGCUGUACCGGGGACCGGUCGGUCAGAGAUGGGAUUGGCUGUCAGUGAGCUGUCGGUGUCCGUCCUCAGCCACAGCCAGAAAGCUUUUUAAAUGGGAAUAGAGAAGAGAAGGGGAGCUUAACGCUACUCGGGGGUUUCACCACACAGACCAACCGGCGCGUGGAGAACGUACCGUAGCAUCUGAGAAGUUCACGGCUCUCUCUGUAACAUCUGACUUUCCUGUACUUGAGCUGAAGGCGAGAGAAUAAGCUAUCAGCCGCCGCUGUUUCAUUAACUCUUCACCCCCGACGAGUUCCCAGUUCACGGUUAUAAGGUUGCUAUGGUGAACAGCAGGGUGGAGGCGCCCACAGUGGCAGUGAUGGGCGGUGGCGGGGGGACAGGGGGCAGGUUGUGCGCAGGAUGUGGAGGUCGAAUUGCAGACCGCUUCCUGCUCUUCUCCAUGGAGCGGUACUGGCACACACGAUGCCUCAAGUGCUCCUGCUGCCACGCUCAGCUGGGCGAGUACAGUAGCACCUGCUACAGCAAAGGAGGCAUGAUCCUCUGCAAGAACGACUACAUCAGGCUGUUUGGACACAGUGGAGCCUGCAGUGCUUGUGGACAGUCUAUACCUGCAAGUGAGAUGGUGAUGCGAGCACAAGGCAACGUUUACCACCUUAAGUGUUUUACCUGUGCAACCUGUAGGAACCGGCUAGUCCCUGGAGAUCGCUUUCACUACAUCAAUGGGACUAUCUUCUGUGAACAUGACCGGCCGGGAGGGGGUCUGCUCAGUGGACAUCCAACUCCACUGCAGGCCAGCAGCAUGAUGUCUGACCAGAAGGUCUGCUGAGGAAGAGGAUGAAAAAACCAAACGUGUGCCUUCUCCCCCUCCUUACUCCUGUCUCUCCUUCACCGUCCUCCUCUACUUGUAAAUCCCACCGUUGGUUGACCACCCUCAAGUCUGAUGGACUGCCACUUCACAGUCUGGAUAUAGUCAAUACUGCUACAGUACUCAUUCCAAUUUCAACAUCCCAACAAAAAACUGGCUUCUCUUUGUAGACUGUGAGGAGGGAAAUAUGGGCAUGUGCAGUAGUCUGAUGGAGGGAUGAGGAUGUUGAGGAUGGUUGGAAUUUUAUUUAUACAGCAGACUGUUGUCUGUUGUGAACUGUGGCAAUGUUAUUGGUAGGAAAUGGCAUGGCUAAAAGGGAAAAAAAUGGAAGACUGCCAUGGAAUUCUCUCAUAAGUGUGAGUCCAGCAGAAUCAUCCACUACCUUUACUCAACUAGCCAGUUACAGUUUGCAUUGAAUACAGAGGAAACACUGAAAGCAAUUUAAUUCCUGCUGGAGGCGAAAUAUAUUUCCAAAACCGCACAGACCACACAUGUAGUUUGACCAUUUAUUUUUGGUCUGAGAAAAAAAUGUAUGGAUCUAUGGUGGUUAUGUCAGCUACUGGAUCCUCCCACACUCCAAGAGACAGGUGAACAAGAAAACAUCUAUAUGGAAACUUACAAUAUUUCUCUGUGUAAUUCUCUUUGAAAUAUUUAACAAACAUGUUAGUCUCUGCAUUUGUUUUUACCACAUUGGGUUGGGCGAAGUGGCAACGUUCCCACCUCAGGCAUACGUAGCUUGUAUUCUCCAUUUUUGUACAAAACUGUUCUAGCCCAUUAACUACAAAUUGUGUACACCAUGAAUUCUCAAAUAGAUGCCAGGGCCUUUAUUUACCUCAAUGAGAGAGAACUAUGCUUAAAUUCAAUUUUCUGUCCAUUUCCACAGCACACAUUGCAUUAGCACAGCAGGAGUCAGGUGUUCCACUUUGUGUCCCACACUUUGCCUUUUUCCUCCCCGAUCUAUGUUAAGCUACCAUGAAUGAAAUUCAACAUAUUGUCAAGAACUUUUACAUAAAAAAAAAACUGUCUAGUGGUUUUCCUUUUAUAGGCAGGCUUUAAAUGUAAAAAAAGAAGAAAACACUAUGUCUGUCGACAAAGAGAAUUAUAUUAGUAUUAUAUUAGUUGUGCUUCAUUUGGGGUGAUGGCAUGUGGCUAUGAGUCACUUAUCAGGAUCGGGAAAUUAACUCGCCCGUCUCCUGCCGACUCUGCUAACCUGGGCUAGCUAAAGAGCUUGUUUUCAAAUGUAAACAUUAAAGUCAACACUGACGAAAGACGGAGAAGAUGAGAUUAAGCUAGCAAGACCAUCUCCACGGCCAUUUUACGACUACAAGUUUCUCAUCAGGAUCGGGAAGUCCACUCACCAGUCUCCUGCUGAAUCUGCUAGCCUGGCCGGAGUAAACACAGAGGAGAAGGUGGAGAUGGCUAUCAGCUACGACCUUUGGCUACGAUCUCGAUUACAUGGACAAGGAAGACCAUCUCCCGGGAUUGCCGGAUUGCUGGUGACCUUUUGCCGAGAGUUGGCUGAAUUCUGAAGUGCCGAGUGAUUCUUUUUCUGUGUGCCGGUCUGACGGACACAUUCCGCUUUAUGGUAACUCAUGCACAAGUUGAAGGAGCUGAUGGGAUAACAUUUCACUGGAAUUGUACCUUGUACAAUUUCAUGUGACAAAUACAUUGAUUUACUGAGUCACUGUACUGUCCCUCCGGGAAAUUCGCGAUGUCGCGAUCGCCACAGUUCACGCAAAUUAAACCAAUCUCGGUGAAUUCAGUGCGACACCGCAACUUUUCCGCAAAUUUGACCAAUCACCGGAGUUCCCCGCGACUUCAAACCAAUCACAGCAGUCCCAUGUGCCAGACUUUUGCGUCAGUAUGUGACGCUGAGAGCCACUGACCAAGCGGGAGUGAGAACGGGUUGACGUAACACCCGUACGUUGCCAAAUUAAUUUCCUUGUUUCUAAUAUGAAGACGAGACAUGUGUGACAUCUCACAUUUACCAAAUUACACUGUAACGAUGUUUUACUCUAAAGACGCUAAAAGCUGACUGCUGUUUCAAUCCUGUCGGCUCUCUGCUGCUCAUUUCUCCCCACGACUGACUCACACACACAAAGUUAUUCACACACACACACACAAAGUUAUUCACACACACACACACACACAAAGUUAUUCACACACGCACACAUACGAUGGAUGCAGGAAAAACCGGAGCUGAGUCGGUAAUUACACAAUGACCUAAAUUGGGGACAGCUACGCUCAUUAUAGUGCAAUAAAAAGUAGACUACUUCAUCAAACCGUAUAAAUGCAUGUCCCAGGCCAGGAUGGGAAAUAAUUUUUUUUACAAUGUAAAGAUCGACCAGCCACUGACAGAUAUGUUCAAAUUUGAUUCAUUCAAUAACUUAUUAUUUUGUGUUUUAAAUC